Phyllotreta striolata is the source of this 1198-nucleotide messenger RNA. NCBI's taxonomy places the organism in Eukaryota, Metazoa, Arthropoda, Insecta, Coleoptera, Chrysomelidae. The record is from the annotation of a GenBank genome assembly.
GGUUAUGUUUUAUAUCUCGGUGAUGUGACAUUAUUUAAAUUAACAUUACCUAUUAUCGUAUAAUUUUAAAUCAGAUUCCAUUCAAACAUAAUUACAAUCAUGUCGAAGUUCCCAGAUCUUAAAAAUGAUCGUAUUUUAAAAGUUGCCAGGGGCGAAAAACCGGAUAAAUUGCCCAUUUGGAUAAUGCGGCAGGCUGGAAGAUAUUUACCAGAAUUCAUGGAAUUCCGCGAACAACAUUCCUUUUUCGAAAUUUGCCAAACACCGGAACUUGCUUGUGAAGUUACUUUAAUGCCUAUCAGACGGUAUGAUUUAGAUGCUGCUAUUAUAUUCAGUGAUAUACUGGUCAUACCGCAAGCUUUAGGAAUGACUGUUGAAAUGAGACCCGGUGUUGGACCUGUUUUGCCGGAACCACUAACUUCAGAUAAUUUCCAUAAAUUAAACAAAAAUGGUGCUGUUUCAAGACUAAAGUACGUUGGAGAAGCAAUAACAUUAACAAGACAUAAGCUCGAGGGAAAAGUACCACUAUUUGGUUUUUCCGGUGCUCCUUGGACUUUAAUGGGUUACAUGAUUGAAGGAGGUGGAUCAAAAACCCUUAGCAAAGCUAAAAAAUGGCUCUAUAAGGACCCAGAGCUUGCUCAUUUAUUGCUGGAUUUAUUAACUGAAGUAAUUGUGGAUUAUUUGGUGAUGCAAAUAGAACACGGCGCCCAGAUCGUACAAGUUUUUGACAGUAGUGCUGAAUAUCUCAACAAGAACUUGUACACCAAAUUUUGUUUGCCUUACUUGAAACAGAUAUCGACAAAAGUAAAGGAAAAAGUCAAACAGCUCAAUCUAGAGGAAGUGCCAAUGGUACUUUUUGCAAAAGGGGCCUAUUUUUGCUUAGAAGACCAGGCUGAUUUGGGAUAUGAUGUUUUGGGGAUCGAUUGGACAAUGAGUCCAGACUUUGUUAGGGCCUCGCUAAAAGAUAAAAACGUUUCUAUUCAAGGAAACCUGGACCCAUGUGCCUUGUACGCUAAUAAAGAUGAAUUGAAGAACAUGGUGGUAGAUAUGGUUAGAAAAUUGGGAACCGACAGAUUAAUUGUUAAUUUAGGGCAUGGUAUUUAUCCGGAUGCUCCGACAGCGAGCGUACAAACUUUUAUUGAAACAGUUCAUUCAUUUAAUUUAUAAUUUUUUCGUUGAAAAUAUAUUUACGUACAGUUAU